CUCUCAACGAUGAAGAGAGAGAGGGAUAACAUUGACGACGAUGAUGAUCAGAGGCCUCCAGUUGGGCCAAAUAGAACAACUUUUAGGAUCAGUCCAGAAAGCACGUGUUCCAACAUCAACAACGAUAGUAAUCACAACCCCCCAAUUCCUCCUACCACCACCAUCAACAUCAACAACAACAACAACAACGUUGUUAGUGCUAAUGCCAAUGCCAACAAGGGCACGAGCAUCAGCAACAGUAGCAACAAUAGCAACAACAAUAAUCAUAAUAAUAAAGAACAGGACCGGUUCCUCCCGAUAGCCAAUGUGGGCCGGAUCAUGAAAAAGGUCAUACCAGGAAACGGUAAGAUCUCUAAGGACGCUAAAGAGACGGUUCAAGAAUGCGUGUCGGAGUUCAUCAGCUUUGUCACGGGGGAAGCAUCGGACAAAUGCCAACGAGAGAAGAGGAAGACCAUCAAUGGGGAUGACAUUCUUUGGGCCAUUAUGACUCUUGGCUUCGAGGAUUACGUAAAUCCACUCAAGCUAUACCUAACCAAGUAUAGGGAGAUAGAAGGGGAGAAGCUUAAUGUACCGAAACAACAACGUGUGGAACAACGUUUGCAACAUGAACAAAGCUCGAGUGUUCCUUACAAUAGUGUAUAUUCAACGACAAACAUGAUGUCUCAACCGUCUUUUGUUUCGAACGAUCCACCAUUUCCAUUGCCCUUUUCUCAAAACUCGAUUCAGACGACAACCACGUUGCCUCAACAAGACCAUGUAGACGAACAUUGGUGAAAGAAAAGGGAAUCAUUUUCUUUAACAUGACUAUGGUAUGUAAUAUAGCGCAAAAAACCCUUUUUGAUUCUAUGUGACAUAUAGGAAGAUAUAGUUCAAGAAUUUGAUCAAGACCAUGCUAUUUUUGAGUCAUGCACAGCCCUUUUUCUAUUUC
Sesamum indicum (sesame) is the source of this 928-nucleotide messenger RNA. RefSeq lists its product as uncharacterized. Gene Ontology annotation, biological process: regulation of transcription by RNA polymerase II. Gene Ontology annotation, cellular component: nucleus; CCAAT-binding factor complex. Lineage: Eukaryota; Viridiplantae; Streptophyta; Magnoliopsida; Lamiales; Pedaliaceae. Gene Ontology annotation, molecular function: protein heterodimerization activity; RNA polymerase II cis-regulatory region sequence-specific DNA binding; DNA-binding transcription activator activity, RNA polymerase II-specific. The record is from RefSeq and is a predicted model, not a curated record.